This is a messenger RNA of Corticium candelabrum, 1401 nucleotides long. RefSeq names its product cell division cycle protein 123 homolog. Gene Ontology annotation, cellular component: cytoplasm. The transcript is spliced from 13 exons. The record is from RefSeq and is a predicted model, not a curated record. Lineage: Eukaryota; Metazoa; Porifera; Homoscleromorpha; Homosclerophorida; Plakinidae. Bases 14 to 1072 code for a protein of 352 amino acids.
GAAAACCGAGGCUAUGGAUGAAGCAGCUGGUUUUUGCCUCCGAAAGCAGGACGUUAUUAGUUGCAUGUUCUCAUCUUGGUAUCGCAAGUUGAAGCAUUUGACAAUGGAGAGCGUCAUUAUCCCUCUACCACCAGAGUUCAUUCACUAUCUUAACUCUGAUGGAAUUGUAUUGCCAUCUGGCCACUUUGAAACGAAAGGCAAACGCGAGGAAACGGAAGACGACAGUUGGGAUUCGUCAUCAGAUGGCGAGACUACACACAACACAGUGUGGGAGCAACCACAAUUUGCUGCACUUCAUAAGAAAAUCCAGCAAACGAUUGAUUAUCUUGGAGGCAUCGUGUUUCCCAAACUCAACUGGAGCUCUCCAUUAGAUGCCAAAUGGAUCAGCUCGAAUGGCACGUUGCAGUGUUGUAGACCGAGUGAUAUUUAUCUGCUGCUGAAAAGCUCCAACCGCGUUGCUCACGACCUUUCCAAAGCGUUCAGGAGCUGCACAGACUAUGAUCAAUGUGAUGAACCUCCUGGAGGAUUCCAGCUGGUGCUGAGGCAGUGGGUAGAUAUCAUUCCUGGCAUGGAAUUCAGAUGUUUCGUUAAAGACAGCAUGUUGAUUGCCGUGUGUCAACGAGAUUACACAACGUUUUAUAAUCAUCUCGUUCUUCAUCAAGAUGAACUGAUGAUUGAGAUCGAAGAAUAUUAUAGAAGGCACAUUUUAUCUAAGUUUUCACUUAGACACUAUGUAUUUGAUAUUUAUAGGAAUUAUCGAAACUCUUACAUGCUAAUCGACUUCAAUCCAUUCAGUAGCAUCACAGAGCCACUGCUCUUUACAUGGGAAGAACUGACCGACAUCCUCACACCAGAGUCCACAGAUCCUCAACAUCCAAUGUUUCGAUUUCUAACAAGCGACGCAGGAAUCCAACCAAACAAAGAUGCAUACUCCAGACUACCCAUCGAUGUUGUUGAUCUGUCAACAGGAGAAGACAUUGCAAAGUUUAUCGAUCUCUUCAAGAAGGAAACAUGGCAACAAGACGACAACUCAGACGAUGAAGCAAGUGAACAGGCUGCGACACUACAAUAGACAUGAUACAAAAAUAUCGAACGUGUCAUAUCACUACAGGUCGGUCAGUCAGUCAGUCUUCCUGCUAUGAGUGACUGUAAUCGUGGCUCAUCCAAACGUAUUAGUCAUAAUGCUUAGUAAGAGCUUUUAUAUGUAAUUUGUGUUGUGGACCUAAAAUAGUCUGUUAAUCAGUUUAGUAGGCUUUGCAUCAAGAAAAUACAUAGUGAAAGGACACUAAAGGUAGACAGUGAGUCUUGGGUUGGGCUGGACUGUUGUUUCUGAGUAAUCAAAGACUUAUAUGGUUCCGAGUUCCAAGUAACAGUCUAAUGUAAUUAUUAAGAUGGAUGAUC